AUGGCCGACAGCUUAUCUAAUUCGCUGUCCAGCAUACAUUCUUUGGGCAGUUCGUUUGGAAAUGGAUCGCGACCCUCCAGCCGUUCCCAAAGCGAGGCGUCCUUUUCAACCGCCAGGCCAGGCUCAUCGUCCCAUCCUAGAGGAAACAUCAGCCAUGAGAUAGACCAUAUCAAAACCCUGAUCUCGAGGUCGGCAGAAAGUCCCCGUAAGCCGAAAGAGCGCAUCUCGGCCCAGGUCUUUCGUCCGAGGACUACGUCCAUCUCGUCCAUCUCGUCGAUCGCUCACCUCGAUCAUGCCCACAUAUUCCACGAGCUCGAUCAGCUCAAAAGGCGCAUAAGACAGGAGCAGGAGCAGCUACUGCAGGCUCCACAGCUCACUCGAAGGAUCUCUCAAAUUGAUCCCGGACAAGAGUCGGAUUCUGAUCAUGAGGGAGUACUGGAUGAGAGGGAGGUGGAGUUGGAGCACGCACGAGAGGAUGCGAUCGUGGUUAGACAAAGGCUAGAUGGGUUGCUGGAGAUCGCGGAGCGGAACGUUGACAACCUGACUGCCGACAAGGAAAGACUUGAGAGUCUGUGCGAGCAGCGAAGGGAAGGACUGGUUGCUGCCGCCGUGGAAAGGCGGAAUCUCAUAAAGGYUCUGGACAUAGCACAGACAAACAUUGAGCUGCUAAAGGACGAGUUGCAAGAGACCGUACUUGAGCAUCAAAAGCAGCUUUCCGAAGUGCAGGCUAGGCAGAUCGAGUCUGAUGCUGUAUCUGAUCGUCUUCAGGAGCAAUUGACCCUGCUUCAAUCGCACGAAGUCGAGCUGGAAACGAAACUGGCUGCUACAAAAAACGAAACUAACAAGUUCCUGGAAGACAUGGAGAGGCUGAGUGCAGAGCGCUCGGCGAGUGAUGGACUGUUCAAAGAAGAAAUCACAAAGCUCCAGGAGAAGGUCGACCGUGACGCUGCUGAGAGCCAAAAACGAUCAGCGGAGAUCCAGGAGCUGCGGUCAACAUUGACGCGAGCUGAAGCUGCAAGGUCUCAGGCCGACGGCGAGAAUACAGAACGACGUGAACAACUCGUGGGCCAAAUCGAGCAAGGCAAAAGACUGCUGCAACAGGCUCUUCACGAUGCAGCUGUUCAACAUGCAGCUCACCAGGAGGUGAUACACAGUCGUGAUCAGCUUACGUCUGAAGUCGAGCAGUACCAGAUCAAGCUUGGAGCUGCUUUGUACCAACGGGAACGCACGGAAAAGCAACUCAGUGAAGCUCGUCUGGAACACGAGGAGCAGAAUCGCAUAUUGGUCGAGAAUCACGAGAAGCUGGUUGCAGAGCUGCAGUCAAGUGUCGAAUCGAUCCAUGCUCGACUGCGGGAACGUGAUCAAUCACACGCUUCGGCUGUCGAAGAGUUGGCAAAACAGCACCAAGAAGCUCUCCAUGAGUUGAAAGCCUCACACCAGUUGGAGAUUGAACAGAUCCGCAAAGAGGCCACGCACAAUGCCGAAAAAGACCGUGCAAUUCUAGCUGAAGAGUUGGCAACGCAACAUGCAGCCGCCAUUGAUGCUUUGAAGAGUUCGCAUCGUGUUGAAAUGGAACAGAUUCGUCUAGAUGCAGAACGCCGAACCAUCGAAGCCAGUGAAAAUCACGCAAGGAUCACCCAAGAUAUGGCAGCACGACAUGCCGAGGCUCUCGAGAACCAGAAGACUUCCCACCAGGAUGCAGUAGAGCUGCUUCGUGCGGAAGCGACACGCACUGCUGAAGAGCUCACUGAGAAUCACGCAAGGGCUAUGGGCGAUCUGGCAACACAACACACGAAUGCGCUCGAAGGCUUAAAGGCUUCACAUCAGGCUGAGGUGGAGCGUACUCGCGCAGAGGCAAUCAGAGAUUCCCAGGAGGACCACGCAAGGGCUGUAUCCGAGCUACAUAGCCAACGUCGAGAGGCGCUCAACCUAGCCAAUCUCGAAAGUGAGCGAAGGUUGGAGCAGCUUACAAACGCUCACGAUGAGGAGCUUGCAGUUCUAGAGGCCAAGAUUUCGAAGCUGCAAUCAGAUCACGAGGAAUCAUUGGCCACCGUGCGUAGGGAGCACGAUGCCGCGAUAUUGGAGAAUUCUGCUAGAAGCGCAUUGGAGCGACAGACGACUCAAACGGAAGCACGAUCUCGAGUUGAUGAAUUGACAGUAGCCCACGAGGCCACACUCGCUGCGAUGCAAGAGAGACACGCUCAGGGUAUGGCAGAGUUGACUGAAGACCAAAUAGAGUCUGUAAAAGCCGAGGAGGAGCGUCGCACCUUGCUGCAGGCUUCACAUGAAGCAGAAUUGGCAGCUCGUCACAGUCAGCAUGAACAAUUGGUAGCCCAGCUGCGUGCCGACUACGCUUCGGAAAGGGACGCCUCUAACAUUGAACAGAAACAGAGUGUAUUGCAGCUUCAAGAAGAGCACCAGAACGAAUUGACUGGUGAAUGUGAAAGGGCUCAAAAGUCAAUCGCGGAAGCUGAGGUUGCGCAUCGAAGUGCCUUGGAAAGCGUCACGGCGGAACACCAAUCCGCAAUCUCUGAAGUGCAGGCUGACCUCCACAACACUUACAAGGCAUUGGAGAGUCUAAAGACGAGUUCGGCGGAAGAGAGAGCUCGUGCAGAAUUUGAACAUGAACAACGGGUUGUCAAGCUGGAAUCUGGCUGGUCAAAAGUAGCUGAAGAUACACUGAAGGCUCAUAAAAGUGAUAUGCAGAAAGCGGCCGACGAAGCUGCACGGAAUCUGGAUGCCGCAAUCCAGCGUUUUCAGGGACAGCUUGCUGAGCGUGACGCCGCAGAAGUAUCCCGUGUUGUGGCGUUCAAAGAUGCCCACGCGCAAGAGAUACUUUGCAUCCGGGAUAGUGCCAAGACGGAUGUCGAAGCCGCCCAUGCCGAACUCGAAACAACAAAAGAACAGUUGCUCGCUGCUCACAGUGGAGAAGUGGAUCGAUUGCGGCUAGGAGCCGAUGCUCGCUCCGAGGAAACGCGGGCAGGACAUGAGUUGGAAGUCGGCGCCCUCCGCGAGAAGCUGGAAGCCGCAGAAUCGACAAUGAAGAAUGCCAUUGAGGAGCACGCACGCUUAACGACAGACUUACGGAAUACACAGGUUGCAGAAUUGCAGCGUUUGAAGACGGAACACGACCGAGAGACGAACGAAAGAGAGACAAAGAGUCACGCAGAGAUGGAGCUUCUACGAAAGGAUUCCGUGGAGGUGUUGUCAAGGGUCAGCGCGAUCGAAGCUGGAUACGAUGCGAAGAUUGAGAACCUCAAGCUUAGCUACGCUGCCGAACUCACAAUCCUCAAAAACGAGGUUGCGGCAUACGAUGAAGCCAUCGAGUCGAAGAACGAAGACGUUAGGGGGUUGAAGCAGGAGGUGGAAAAUCUACAAUCACGUCUCGAGGAAGCUCGUUCGGAGAUGGAAGAGAGAGAAUAUGUAUUGCAGAAGCAACAUAGAACAGCUCGGGAUGCCUCUGUGGAACGAGCUYACCAGAGCGGACAAGCUGAGCUGCGAAAUCUGAAAAAGCGACAUCAAGACGCAGUAUCACAGGUCCGGGCGACCGCACAGAGACAGGCAGCUGCACAACUCACCGAACUUGAAAAGUUGCAUCAAAAGGAGCUCGAAACCUUUAGCCAGAAUGCUUCGGAAGCCCAUCAGGCCGAACUCAUGCGGCUCGAAAUGGAUAAUCGGAAUAAGUUGGCUGAGCUGGAGAACAAGCUACAGGAGAAGCAUCAAUUGGAGCUCUCAUUGAAAGAUGCUGCCUACCUUUCUGAAAUGACAGCUUUGCAGGCCAGGAUGGACGCCUCUCUCACCGGCCAAGCAGAAGCAGAGAGGACUGUCGCGUUGCUGCGACGGCAGGCCACGAAGACUCACAGCCGUUCGCCAGAUUCAAAAGCCUCUGCCAACGACCAGGUGGCUUCGUUGCAAAAGGAGAACGAAGACCUGUCCAAGAAACUUUUGAUCCUCCAGUCCUCCUUGCGCGACUCGCAAAGGAAAGGCGGCAGUAGCACGAGCAGUCCAUCACGUGGUCACGAGCAUGUCGAGCUUGCGUCGCUGAAAUUGCAGCUCGACAAUCUCGAGCAAGAGCGCUCUGCAAUGCGGCGGACAAUGGAGAAGAGAUCGGCGGAGAAUUUGGAACUUGUACGCCAGAACGGUUUCCUUGUGAAGGAGCUCGAAGUUAUCCUAGCCCAAUUAUCCAGGAACAAGAAAUCAGCCUCGCCAACGGUCGACGCGCUUGUACAGACGGAAGCUUUGAUUUCAGAGCUCAAGGUCGAUUUGUCGUCCGCGCGGCUGCUUAAAGAGCAGUCCCUUGCAGGCAUGCGGCCUACGACUCCUCUAAGCCCCGGCAAUCGACAAGCUAAAGACGAAAUCGACAUGGCCUGGACCACGCGCUCCUUUGAGGACUAUCUCCAAAACGCACAUGCCGAGCUAUCGCAGCUGGGCUCCGUGAUCUCCGCUAAUGAGACACUGUUCGCGAGGAAGAUUUCUGAACACGUUGGGGAGCUGCAAAAGGCCAAAGACAAACUCGCUGCCGAUUACGAUUCCAAAAUCAAAGGCCUCGCUGYGGACAAGGAAAAGAUCGAAGCCAUGGUUUUGACGAAGCAGCAAGCCGCAUUCGCUCAAGAUCGAAAAGCACUCGUCGCCAGCUAUACCGAAGGUUCCACCGACUUCAAACCAACGCCACGACUUCCGGAUAGAAAUGCAGUCGCUCUUCGCAAUGCCGAAGAACGACUUGUUGCAGACUACAACAAGAGAAUCGUCAGACGCAAGUCGCACAUCGCGCUCAAGCAUGCCCAAGAGUUCCAGAGCCUGACGCGGGAUUACGACCGCAAGGUUGCAGAUCUUCUCGACAACCGAUCUCAAAUCGAGGGCGACCUUUCAAUCGACCCAACCAAGUUUGAGCAAGACAUUGGGGAGCUUCAGACCACAUCGGCAAGGUUGGCAGAGCGGCCCAGCCCAGCCGCUAGCCAACAGCAUCCUGAAGCCAGUCCAAGUCCCUCACCAAUUGAAUGGGCAUUGAGACCUCAUUCCAUACGCCGUCGAAGUCCCAYGGAUCCAGCGCCAGAGGAAAGAUCAAGGCCACGAACUCGGACGAGCACUCCUCGCACAUCAUGUUCCAUACCAAGGUCAUCUUCCGUUCCGCGCGCAGCUCUAUCUGGCGACAACAACAGCGGCGAACGGGCGGUCUCGCAGUCUUUUAGGGGCGCCGAGAAGCAUCCUCCUGUCCCGCAGCUCUCUCUUAUGCGAGGCAAGACCCCAUCUGACGUAUACGCCAGUUCAGGAAGAGCUGCAUCGAGCCCACUGCUAGGUACGACGAGUCCACUACUUGGUGCAACAAGUCCACGACUUGGUACGACGAGCCCACUACUUGGCGCAACGAGUCCACGACUUGGUACGACGAGUCCACUGAUCAAUAAUGCACCAUCUGUAAAACAACCAGUGACCCCACAGACUCUAAGGCGCACCAGCCAGCGGAUAUCGCCUCAGCCGCCGCCACCAAGCCGURGGAAGAGCGACAAACCAAAGCACCUCAACAUCGAACCCAUCCCUUUCGAACAACAACGCCCAGUCCAUCGACAAACGUCCUAUAUUAAAGGCGCAGUCAACCCGAAGGUGCUGGAGCCCUCUAAGCUUGGAUUCCUGCGAAGAGUCGUGGACAAGAUCUCCUCACCAUCGUCACCUCCUCGACCUAGCUCAUCAUCUUCCGCAUAUUCAUCCUCCACGCGGCUCGGCCAUCGGGCACGUCAAAAGUCGACGAGAGUUUCGAAUGGCAUGAUUUAA
Messenger RNA from Ramularia collo-cygni, 5769 nucleotides. RefSeq lists its product as uncharacterized. The coding region runs from base 1 to 5769 and encodes 1922 amino acids. The record is from RefSeq and is a predicted model, not a curated record. The transcript is spliced from 2 exons. Lineage: Eukaryota; Fungi; Ascomycota; Dothideomycetes; Mycosphaerellales; Mycosphaerellaceae.